This is a messenger RNA of Didymella exigua CBS 183.55, 1560 nucleotides long. Its product is annotated as EF-hand. The record is from RefSeq and is a predicted model, not a curated record. Gene Ontology annotation, molecular function: calcium ion binding. The coding region runs from base 278 to 1234 and encodes 318 amino acids. NCBI's taxonomy places the organism in Eukaryota, Fungi, Ascomycota, Dothideomycetes, Pleosporales, Didymellaceae. The transcript has 5 exons.
GGGUGACCAGAGCUUGGCUCGUCCCUUGACCGGCAGCGUCAUACCCCGCCAGGGUUCGGUCAGCCGCAACGGAAGGCUGUGAGUGAAUUGGGCGUCGCCAGUGCAAGUGGAGCCCAGAAGCUAUUUCCGCAGUUACACUCGCGAAGACGCAGCCUCUCCGCAGAAGCUGAGCCUCUGCGUGCGCCUUAUAUCAUCAGCCCGCGCCUCGUGUCACCUCCUGCCCUCUGCUGGCAAUCCCAACUCUCCGUUCCCCUCCCUUUGUAGCGAACACCUCACCAUGGCAUACAACAAAGGCUUCAACCCAGACAGGCUGCCGGCGCAUGCAGAGCCCGAGCAGGCCGCGCAAAUGCUCUCCCAGGGGUCACGGCCGCCACGAACGUCCAGCGCUCGACCGGACUACAACAAACCCGCCCCCGCGCCACCGCCCUCCACCGCCCAGCAUGCGUACCGCCCCGAGGAGCGCUAUGGCGCGCGGCCACAGAGCUACGAACAGCGCCCUCCGCCAGGCGCGUACAACGACAACCGCCACGACUCGCGCUACGACUCGCGGCCUGCUCAGACGGUGGGCAGCCCCCCGCCCGCGAACUACGGCCACGGCCCUCCGCCACAAGGUUUCCACGGCAGACCGCCGAUUGAGCAGCAGCAGAGACCUCCGCCGACACCUGCGCCGCCGAGGGACGCGAACGACCGCGAUGCGCUGUGGAAGUUGUUCAGGGCUGUCGACAGGGACAGCAGCGGGAGUCUGACCGAGGCAGAGCUGAGGACUGCGCUUGUGAACGGUGACUGGAGUCCCUUCGACCCGCACACUGUGCGCAUGAUGAUCAGAAUGUUCGACACGGACCGCUCCGGCUCCGUAAACUUUGACGAGUUCUGCGGCCUGUGGGGCUUUCUCUCCGCGUGGCGCGGCCUCUUCGACCGCUUCGACGCAGACCACAGCGGCUCCAUUUCCUACGCCGAGUUCAACGAGGCACUGGUUGCCUUUGGAUACCGCCUCUCGCAGCAGUUUGUCACACUGCUGUACACCACCUACGACCGCGGCGGCAAGAACGCCAUGAGCUUUGAUUUGUUUGUGCAGGCGUGCAUCAGUCUCAAGAGGAUGACGGAUGUGUUCAAGAAGUACGACGAGGACAGGGACGGAUACAUCACGCUGAGCUUCGAGGAGUUCCUGACAGGUGCGCAAGCUUUGUUCCUCUUUAACUCGAUUUCCGCGUCGACUGAUACCGGACUGUAUUAGAAAUCAUCCGCCAACGUUGAGCGAAGACGCGGCAUCUGGACUGGCGUAUCGCCGCUGCAGGGGUUCUUGGAGAGCGUCCUGGAGGCGUCGGAGGCGAGGCUGUCGAAUGGCUGUCAGAGCAUUCGAAGGGGGUGGGAUGUGUAGGUCUUCCAGACCUCGUUCGAGGACUGAGCAUUUCCAGCCUAGGGGGCUUCGUUGUUUGGCAUGGUGUACGAAGAGCGUAGCCAUUCGGGCUUGAUGUGGGGAGGAGCAGGAUGAUCUAGAUACCCGUUUUGAGGAUGUGGAAUGACAUUACGAUUUCAAAUUCUUUUGUAGGUCUCUUUCGA